This is a messenger RNA of Cyclopterus lumpus (lumpfish), 3137 nucleotides long. RefSeq names its product solute carrier family 7 member 10a (gene slc7a10a). The record is from RefSeq and is a predicted model, not a curated record. NCBI's taxonomy places the organism in Eukaryota, Metazoa, Chordata, Actinopteri, Perciformes, Cyclopteridae. Gene Ontology annotation, biological process: D-serine transmembrane transport; D-alanine transmembrane transport; amino acid transmembrane transport. Bases 84 to 1580 code for a protein of 498 amino acids. The transcript is spliced from 11 exons. Gene Ontology annotation, molecular function: neutral L-amino acid transmembrane transporter activity; L-amino acid transmembrane transporter activity. Gene Ontology annotation, cellular component: membrane.
GCCCGGGGAGCGGAGCUUGGUUCAGUUUACAGUAUCUGGACCGGACUGAGGCGGGCAGGCAGCAAACUUGCAAGGCCAAGGAGAUGGGGGACAAAGAGAAAAAGAAGAAGGAUAAAAAGUCCUCCAAUGGCGACAGAGUCACUCUGAAAAAAGAAAUUGGACUUUUGAGCGCUUGCGCUAUCAUCAUCGGUAACAUUAUUGGUUCUGGGAUAUUCAUCUCACCCAAAGGCGUAUUGGAGCAUGCAGGCUCCGUGGGGCUGUCACUCAUCGUCUGGGUUUGUGGAGGGGGGAUCUGUGCCCUCGGGUCCAUGUGCUACGCUGAACUUGGGGUCACCAUCCCAAAAUCUGGAGGAGACUAUUCAUAUGUGACAGAAAUCUUUGGAGGGCUAGUGGGUUUCCUGUUGUUAUGGAGUGCCGUCCUCAUCAUGUAUCCAACCACGCUGGCCGUCAUCGCGCUCACUUUCUCCAAUUACGUCUUGCAGCCGGCCUUCCAGGACUGCCUGCCGCCGUACGUCGCCACCAGACUCCUCGCUACCAUCUGUAUCUUAUUCCUGACCUGGGUGAACUGCUCCAGUGUGCGCUGGGCGACGAGGAUCCAGGAUGUUUUCACUGUAGGAAAGCUGCUCGCUCUGGUACUCAUCAUAGUGGUCGGACUCAUCCAGAUCUGUCGAGGUCACUAUGACGCCCUUCGGCCCAGUGUGGCCUUUGAGUUCAGUCAGGAGCCCUCAGUGGGGCAGAUAGCGCUGGCCUUCCUACAGGCCUCCUUCGCCUACAGCGGCUGGAACUUCCUCAACUACGUCACAGAGGAGGUCGUGGAGCCACGCAAGAACCUGCCCCGUGCCAUCUACAUUUCCAUCCCACUGGUGACCCUCGUCUACACUCUGACCAACAUCGCCUACUUCUCCUCCAUGACCCCGGAGGAGCUGCUGGCCUCCAACGCCGUGGCCGUGACAUUCGGGGAAAAGCUGCUGGGGAUGUUUUCCUGGGUGAUGCCGAUCUCCGUGGCGCUGUCCACCUUCGGAGGGAUCAACGGGUACCUGUUCACCUCCUCAAGAUUGUGUUUCUCGGGAGCCAGAGAGGGUCACUUGCCUCAUCUGCUGGCUAUGAUCCACCUAAAGAACUGCACCCCUAUCCCGGCCCUGCUGGUCUGCUGCCUUGCCACCAUAGUCAUCCUGUGCAUCGGAGAGACACACAACCUGAUCAACUACGUGUCCUUUAUCAACUAUUUGUCCUACGGCGUAACCAUUGCUGGCCUCCUCUACCUCCGCAAGAAAAGACCCAACCUGGUCAGACCCAUCAAGGUGAGCAUGUUGAUCCCCAUCACCUACUUGAUAUUCUGGGCUGUGCUGCUGGGCUUCAGUCUGUACUCUGAACCGGUGGUGUGUGGCCUGGGGAUGGUCAUCAUGCUGACUGGAGUCCCCGUAUACUUUGUGGGCGUUCAUUGGAAGGACAAACCCAAAUGUGUCUACCAGCUAGUCGAGCGAGUCACAUACAUUGGCCAGAAGGUGUGUUAUGUGGUGUUUCCUCAGCAAGACCUUUCAGAGACUGAACCUCUCACUGCCUCCAAAGCAACUGACUGAGCAAUACAGUCAACCAGGAAUUCCCUUUUUACAUCAACACCUGGUCUUCCUUCUUUUUCGUUCUCUUUUUUUUUUUUUUUUGCGUUACAUCGUUUUAACAUUGGUCGGUUUGUGGAUGGUGAAGAGAAAGUUGUUGUCAAUGUUCUUGCACAGGUGCAGCCUGAACGGGGCCACGAUGAAGCUCCAGUAUACAAGAGGAGGAGGGUUACACAUAGGACAGUAGCACGUUAAACCCUGGAGCUCCGAAAUAUGUUUGUACUUGCUGGUUGAUGCCGAUGAUCUCAUCUUCUCCUUUGUGCUCACUCAAAGAACCUCCGUCUGCCAUCUUCUGCUUCACUGCCAAUCUAUGCUUAUUUUAUGACUUUAACUCCUUGAGCUAAUGUGCCUUAUGAAACGGUAUGUGUUGGUACAGUGGACUGGUUUGUGCGGGUAUUUGGAUUAUGUAAUAUCUUACAUAUGCAAGCAGUUUCUGCACUUAGCAAUACUUCUCUAUUACUGCUGCUACCUUCCGCUCUGUUUCACUAAUUAUUCACACAAUGUUUAUAGUUCGUCAACUGUAGAUGAAUAUUUCUCUGUCUGUAUCUCGUAUCUUUUUACUUUACGUUCUCUCCUUUUCCUUUUUACACUAUAACACUACAUUCUCAUGAGCGCUACUAUGGGUGUCUUCAGGUUAUGAUUAGAGAUUACCGACAUGACACUCAUCAUUCCCAGCAAUAUGUACAGCACACGGGACGUUUGUGGCCGCCAGCGGGACGGAUGGCUCUCGGAAAGGAAUAAGUUGCAUCGCUGUUCUGCUUUUGGAAGUGUUCCCAUCUUUAGGAAUGCCACUGUGAACUCUCUCAAGGUGCUUGACCCACCAGGACACACGUCUCCACAUCCAUAUUGACAGAUCUAUGGGUGGCUGGCAGUGGAGAACUGACCCCAGGUCCACCGACGUGUUGUAGAUGUCUUGCUACGGUACUGUCGACAUAAUAUAGUUGAAUUGACCCCCGAGGACUCGGAAGAUACUGACAUACUAUAACACAGCCAAAAGACUAAUUUAGAAAAUAGAAACUAUUAUUGUCCUUGGAGUUGUGGUACCACUACCCUAACACAAUAUGCUAAUGUCCUGUGCUUCUGGUGAUAUUGGUGUUUACAUGCAUUUAAGUAACCUCUCAUAGCACUUGUCUCUCAGCUGUCUACGUUGCGCAUACAACAGAGCACAUGAAGGUUCGGGCCGGUGGCCUUUUUGUUUUUUUUAACCAGCAGGUUGCAACUGGAAUAGAACAUUCGGCCCUUUUUCCAGGCCAGCCGAUGCCGGGAAUUGUCCCGCUGCAUCAACUCCAACAAGAGACUUCAGUCAGCAGCGUCUGUCUGCCACGUGCAGGCGCUGCCAGCUCAGUUCUGUAAAUACUGUGUAAAGAAUAAAACAAACUGUUACAAAUGGGGGACUCCUUCAAAGAUCACAUUCCUCAGACAUGUCGUGAUACAUUUACAUACUGUACAAUUGUUUGGUGCGCCUCUGUGUUUUGUUAUAACAAUGUAAUGACUUAUUAAAUUUAGCAACUUCUAAGAUGC